Molecule: messenger RNA, 1413 nt
Organism: Ricinus communis (castor bean)
Lineage: Eukaryota; Viridiplantae; Streptophyta; Magnoliopsida; Malpighiales; Euphorbiaceae
Product: diaminopimelate epimerase, chloroplastic
Exons: 6
Coding region: 1-1110 (369 amino acids)
Cellular component (GO): cytosol; cytoplasm
Molecular function (GO): diaminopimelate epimerase activity
Source: RefSeq, a predicted model, not a curated record
AUGGCCGCCACUGUUUCAAGCGCUUUUACGCCGUCAACUCGACACCAUUUAACCUCCGUCACUCGUUUUCGCUCUCUCUACUUAUCUAAUUCUAUUUCUUUACCGAAUUUUAAAUCAAAUUCUGUUAAACCACUAAUUUCUUCAAAAAACCCUAAUUUUCGCUUAUUGUUAGUAUCUGCUGCUUCUAUGAGCGCCGAAGCACCCGAGAAAAUCUCCACUGCUUCUUUUCUUGAUCGCAGAGAAAGUGGUAUUCAUCACUUUGUCAAGUACCAAGGCCUUGGCAAUGACUUCAUUUUGGUUGACAAUAGGGAUUCAACUGAACCUAGGAUUACUCCAGAACAAGCAGUGAGGCUAUGUGAUAGGAACUUUGGAAUUGGUGCUGAUGGAGUGAUUUUUGCGAUGCCGGGGACAAAUGGAACUGAUUACAGCAUGAGGAUUUUUAAUUCGGAUGGUAGUGAGCCUGAGAUGUGUGGUAAUGGGGUUCGGUGCUUUGCUAGGUUUAUUGCUGAGCUGGAAAAUUUACAAGGGAAACAGAGUUUUACUAUACAUACUGGUGCUGGUUUAAUUGUUCCUGAAAUUCAGGAGGAUGGAAAGGUGAAGGUUGAUAUGGGUGAGCCUAUACUUAAAGCAUCUGAUGUGCCGACAAGAUUGCGUGAGAAUAAAGGUGAUGCUGUUGUUAAAGCAAAAUUGAAUAUAGAUGGAGUAACUUGGAAUGUUACUUGUGUUAGUAUGGGAAAUCCUCAUUGUGUAACUUUUGGAAGCAAUGAAAACCAGGACUUGCAGGUUGAUAAAUUAAAUUUGGCUGAAAUUGGCCCUAAGUUUGAACAUCAUGAUGUGUUCCCAGCACGAACAAACACAGAGUUUGUGCAAGUUCACUCUCAUUCACACCUCAAAAUGCGUGUGUGGGAGCGUGGGGCAGGAGCAACAUUGGCCUGUGGAACUGGGGCCUGUGCAACAGUAGUUGCUGCUGUUCUUGAGGGUCGUGCUGGCAGGAACUGCACAGUUGAUCUACCCGGAGGACCAUUAGAGAUUGAAUGGAAGGAGGAAGAUAACCAUGUAUAUAUGACAGGCCCAGCUGAAGCAGUGUUUUAUGGGGCGGUGGCCCUCUGAUGUGUCAGUUGAUGGAGAUUCAUGUAUCCAACUAAAAUGUUUCAGGAUUGACUAUCUUUGCAGUCUGGUUGAGUUGAGGGGGUUUUGUAUGUACUCUCUAUGCCAAGGUUUUGCAUUGCCAGCAAUACUGUUUUUUACUUUAUAUGUCUCACACACUUCUGUAACCACACAGAGUCUCAAGUUUGUAGUGAUCUAAGGAUCCUGCUUCAUGUGAUUGAUUGCAAGAAAUGGAAGGAAUUAGCCUGAAAGGUCCAAAGGCCAAUGACACUGGCAAAUAUUGGACAUCGAGUCCCUUUAAUACUA